AUGCUGAACCUCACCAAUAUUCCGUGUCACGCAGCUCUGCUAGUGCAGAUGACGUCGUGCGGGGAGUCCAAACAAGCGGGCGCCAUUGCGCGGCGUGAGCGCGAGCGUCGGCGACGGCGGGUCCUCGUGGAGCAGCAGCGUGAGCAGGAGAUGCUCGAGGAGAACCAGCUUGAGCAGGUGUUGCUCGAGAAGCUGGGGCGCCAGUCUAUCGAGGAGAGUGCCAUCAGCUACCGCAGCUGGCGGGCAAAGACCUUCGAGGAGGUCGUUGUCAGGAAUCGGCAGGCACGGCAGCAGCAGUACUCGGCGCAGAAGAGGGCAGACAAGGAGGAGGUGCUUCGGCGGGACCAGGAUCUACGGGACGAGAUGGUGGAGACCAUGCGAGAGCAAGAGGAGCGUGAGCAUGUGCGGUACCGGGCCAUCGAGCGCGGCCGCCACGCCAAGCGCCGUGAGAAGCUGCGAGAGGAGAUGGAGGGGAUCUUGGACCUCAUCAUGCAGAUGGCCUUCGCUGACAUGGAGCAGGAGCAGCUGACGGACAGAGAGGAGGUGGAUCCCACUCUUUGGCGCGAGUGGGUCUCACUCUUCGAGGAGAACCUUCCUGUCCGGCUGGUUCCCAGCUUGGAGGACUGCGCUGAAGAGCCGGCGCCGUUGACGUCGCUUCCGGAGCCGACGGGUUUGGCGAAUCUGCACCCACCAGGAAGCACUCUGAAUGCUGCCGCGCUCCGCGAUUUCGUUCAGGGCCUGGGCCAGUGGGAGGUGCCGAGGACGAUCCUCGACGAGGCACAGCCCGCGGUAGUCCCCUUCGACCAUGAGGUGGAGGCCGGAAGGAAGUCCGAGAUCGAGUGGGAAUCUGGGAAAGGCAUGGAAAGACUAGAUUUAGCUCUUUUGAGGACUCAGGGGUUCUCCGGGAACAGUUGCUCCGCAGUUUGA
Molecule: messenger RNA, 927 nt
Organism: Symbiodinium natans
Lineage: Eukaryota; Dinophyceae; Suessiales; Symbiodiniaceae
Source: the annotation of a GenBank genome assembly